CUGAGCAUGAGGGGGGCUCCCUGUGGUGGGAGGUGACAGGAGGGGGCCGAGCCACCUCCUUGGCCCAGGGCUGCCUGCGUGGCUGGAGCUGCCUGCGGGCAGCGAGGGAGGAUGCUGCCAGUGCUCUGACCCCUCACUUGGCAGCCUGAUUUGCUGGCCCUGGUGUGAUCUAACUGGAGCUGAGCCCGGGGCCAAUUUGUGCUCAUUUACCAGACGUGGAGGCGUUUGGAGUGAGGCUGCCCCGGUGGGGUCCUGGGGAAGGCUGGAAGGAAAGCAGCAGGAAUUCUGCACUGCCUGGGCCAGACACCAGCCCAGGAAGCGCUGGGGUGAAGCGCCGCGGCGGGACGGCAGCAGUAAACAACGCCGGGACGUGCCGGGCGGCUCGAGAGCCGCGACUCCGGGGAUGCUCCCGGCCACGGGGACAGCGGGCGACAGCCACCCGGGCAUGUGGCCACGGGGACACGAGGGAUGGCAUAAGGCCGCGGGGCUCCGUGCCACGGGGACGCUCAGCCCCGAGAGAGGAUGCUCAGCAGCGAGGUGGGAUGCCCAGCCCCAGGGGAAGGUGGGAUGCCCAGCCCCAGGGGAUGCCCGGACCCGAGGCGGGAUGCUCAGCUCCUGGGGGGAUGCUUAGCAGCCAGGCAGGACGGGUCACAGCCCUGCUGCCCUCGUGGGAUGGGAUGCUUGGCUACUGCACGUGGAUCCCACCACAGCAGUGGGAUGUGGUACCCACUGCAGGAGGAAGGAUGUGGAAAAGACAUCUCCCAAAUCCCACGGAUGCUUUUCCACCUUUGGUUUUGCAGCUUUGCUCCCUUCUCCCAGGCCAAGGGAGCUCUCUGGGCUGGCUCUGGCAGCAGCCAUGCCCCUGUGCUCACCCCUGGCUCACCUGGGCAGAAACACCCUCACCUCUCCGCACCACAUUCCCAGACAGGGAGACAAGGCAGUGCUCCAGGCCGGGGCAGAGGGGCUGGAAUGCUGGAAAACGUCCCGGGGGUGCCGGUGGCUGGACACGAACCCAGGUGAGCUCAGGUGAGCAAGUGGCCAAUGGCCCUGAGCUGGCACUGCUGGGGCACCUCCAGUGCUGGGGACAGCUCUGGGCCCCUCCUGACAGGAGAGCCCUGGAGGGGCUGGAGCAUGUCCAGGGCAGGGAACAGAGCUGGGACGGGAAUGGAGCCCCAGGAAAGGCUGAGAGAGCUGGGAAGGGGCUCAGCCUGGAGAAAAGGAGGCUCAGGGGGGACCCUGUGGCUCUGCACAAGUCUCUGACAGGAGGGGACAGCCAGGGGGAACAAGGACAGGAGGAGAGGGAACAGCCUCCAGCUGGGCCAGGGGAAGCUCAGGGUGGGCACCAGCAGGAAUUUCCCCAUGGAAAGGGAGCUCAGGCCUUGGAACUGCCAGGGGGGUUUGGAGAGCCCAUCCUGGAGGUGCCCAAGGAGCUCCUGGUGUGGCCCUCAGUGCCCUGGGCUGGUGACAGGGUGGGCACUGGGCACAGUGUGCACUCCAUGGCCCCGGGGGCUCUCCCGCCGCGCUGGGCUCGGUGGUUCUGCGGUGCCGAGGCACGGCCCUGGCAGGUCCUGCUGUCUUGUCAGGGAUUGUGGGAUUGUCUUGAGGCAUUUUACUUCCUUAUAAGGCCCUGCUGUUCCCUGCUCCUGUGUCUGCAGCCGGGCUGGCAUCGCCUGAGGGAGAGCACAACAAUUCCCAGCGGGCUGCUGGGACACCCUCCUGCCCUGCCCUGCCCAGCCCAGCCCAGCCCCUCGGAUCCUCGGCUCUCAUCCCCACACUGCCCGAUGCCCGGGCAGGAAGGCCUUUUUCUGCAGGUCCUGCCCUGUGGAAGGAGCAGCUCAGCCAUCUCCUGAACAAGGGAUGGGGCUUUGGCAUCCCUCGGGACUGCUGGCUCGGAAGCACCUUGUCCAAGGAGAGCCCAGUGCAGCAGUAGCUCUAGCCCGAGUGUCUGACAGUGCAACUCCUCGGUGCACCUGGAGAACAAGGAUGACGACUCCUCUGCCUGAAAUAAGGCUGUUAGGGAGCAAACACCAUAAACUGCAUGUUCAGCAGAUGAACCUCUCCCACUGCUUCUUCUGAGGCUCCUCCAAGGGUGUAAAUGUGGUGGGAAGGGAGAUACAGGGGGAAGAGGAGAGCAGAUCCCCAUGGGACUGGAUUUCCAGCUAUGAAUGACCCACACAUGGGUAUAAAGACCUCUGCAUCUCCAGGAGCAGCCUUGGGACCCUGUGCUCCAUGUUCCAAGAGCCUGGCUCCCAGGUAUUUUGUCCCCCUCCAGCCCCUGGGUGCCAGAGGAGUGACCCCCACCCAUGAGAGAGCCUUCUCCCUCUCUCCAGCCCCAAUUCCUUGCUCCCAGGCAUCACCUGGGGACACUCCAGCCUCGGCCAAGGGACCCGAAGCCCCCCUGGGGCUGGCAGCCCGGGGAGUGGGGAGUAUGAGAUCAUGACUUCUGCCAGGUCCUGCUCCUGCAGACAUUAAGUCAUUUUCCGGAGGAAGUGCCGUAUGACGUCCAUCUGGUUGCAGGAGUCGGGGUGGAGCCGGCAGCUCCAGCGAGACCACGGCAGAGGUUUCAGAUGCCCUCAAACACUCUGCUUCUAGCUUCCAGCCCUGGUUUUGAUGGAAGAAAUCUUUACCAACUUCACCAGGCAAAUGUCUUUGACUUCCACACAGU
Messenger RNA from Serinus canaria (Common canary), 2665 nucleotides. RefSeq lists its product as uncharacterized. The transcript has 3 exons. Lineage: Eukaryota; Metazoa; Chordata; Aves; Passeriformes; Fringillidae. Bases 543 to 1850 code for a protein of 435 amino acids. The record is from RefSeq and is a predicted model, not a curated record.